AUUUAUGAGCACAUUAAAAAUAUUUAUAAAUCGAAGGCCGUAUGACCGAAAUGGCUAAGGCGUUAGUCCACCAUUCUGGAAUAUCCGGAAUCGAAUGUGGGUGAGAAAUCCCAGAAUUUUUUACAAGUGGUCUGUCUUUCAGCGGCUGCCCCCAUUGUGGGUUUGGCUGAACCCACGAUGGAUAUGAAAAAACGCCCUCGGGGAGGAAAAAUGGGGUCGCUGCAGCUUAAAGACUCUGGGUCAUGUGUUAUUUCACGUGUAAUAAAAAUCAUGGAUUUAUUGAUAAACGUGACCACAGAUUCCAUCAAAAAGUCUAAACCUUCACAAAAAGAAUCGUCUGAAAAAAGUGAAAAGUUAAAUGUUGAAAAUGUCACUAGUAAAAAGAAACCAUUGAAAAAAAAGAAAAAGGAUCAAAAUAUUAAAGUUGAUGAUACAAAAGUUAAAGAGGGAGACAUCAAACCAGUUGAAGAGAAGUUAUCGACGCAAGUUAUUUCAUCUCUGUUUAAACAUAAUCCUGAAAUUCCAAAUGUAAAAUUAUUAGAAGUUAAACAAGUAGAAGAACCAUUAUUUUCUAAUGAAGAAUUCAGCAAGUUAUCACUUCAUCCUCAUUUGAUUGCUUGCCUGAGGGAUAGGUUUUCAAUUACAGAGAUGACUUCUGUACAACAAAGAACAAUUCCUCUUAUACUAAAAGGAAAGGAUGCACUUGUCAAGUCUCUGACUGGUUCAGGUAAAACUCUUGCUUAUGCAAUACCAAUUAUGCAAAAGUUACAAGCUAUAACACCAAAAUUAAAGAGAUCCGAUGGAAUCUAUGCCAUAGUUAUUGUACCUACAAGAGAGCUUGCCAUUCAGAGUUAUGAAUGUUUUGAAAAAUUAUCAAGAGCUUUUACAUGGAUAGUGCCAGGCUAUUUAAUUGGAGGUGAGAAAAAGAAAUCUGAAAAAGCAAGAAUAAGAAAAGGUAUUACAGUAUUAAUUUCAACUCCUGGAAGAUUACUAGACCAUAUUGAACAUACAUCUAAUUUGAAUGUCAGUAAUGUCAGAUGGUUGGUGAUUGAUGAAGCAGAUAGAUUGUUUGAACUGGGCUUUGAACAAUCAAUUUCAAAAAUUGUUUCAUAUCUAGCUGAACAUAAUCAGUUUCAAAGACAGACAAUACUUCUCUCUGCAACAUUAUCUAAAGAUGUUGAAAGGCUUGCUGGAAUGAGUCUCGUUACUCCUGCAAUCGUGGAUGUAUCUGCAACUACUUUCGAUCGUGUUAUGUCUUCCGACGAGUUUGUUGUCUCUUCAUGUCUUGAACAAUAUUUCAUCAUUGUACCCAUUAAAUUGCGUCUAGUGUGUUUAUCAGCAUUUAUUAUAGACAAAUGUGCUAUGGGUCCAUUAAAAGCACUCAUUUUUAUGUCAACACAAGAUGUUGUGGAUUAUCAUUUCAUAUUAUUCUCAGAUAUUCUUCAAAAAUUAUUGAAAGAAAUUGAUAUUUCUGCUGGUUUCUUUAAAUUGCAUGGAAAUAUGACUCAACAGGAGAGAACACAAAUAUUCAAGGAAUUUAGAGAAACAAGAGCUGGAAUUCUUUUAUGUACAGAUGUUGCAUCCAGAGGUCUCGAUCUUCCAAAAGUAGAUUGGAUAAUUCAGUUUAGUGCUCCCUGUAAACCAGAAGAGUAUGUCCAUCGCGUUGGACGAACGGCACGAAUUGGUACUCACGGACAGGCAGUAUUGUUUCUUCUUCCUUCAGAAGCUGGAUUUUUGAAGACAUUACAGGAUUAUAAAAUAAAUUUGAAAAGUAUUAAAAUGGAAGAUCUAAUAAAAUCAGUUUUGUUGCUUGAACAAAAAUCAGAUAGAAGACAAAAGCAUUCAAAAACUAUUGAAGAACAUGCUACUAACCUACAAUUGAAGUAUGAAAAUUAUGUUUAUGGAAGCCCUGCUGUACAUGAAAUGGGAAAAAAAGCUUUCACGUCUUACGCCAGAGGUUAUGCAUCUUAUCCGAGAUCUCUGAAGCAUAUCUUUUCAAUCAAGCAAUUACAUCUUGGACAUGCUGCAAAAAGCUUUUGUUUGAGAGAAGCACCAUCUGUUCUCGGAGUUUCGGUAUCAAGAAAUUUGAAUACAGAUAAAAAUCAACAUAGGAAGAGAGGUGGUUUUAAGAGAAAGUUUGAUAAUGCAUUUUCUGAGUAUGAUAGUGGCCUGACAAUGGACAAAAAAUUGAAAAGACCGACUCAUUCAGUUCCGAAAAGGACAUUUGAUAAACCAAACAAAGACAUUAAGAGAAAUUUAGUUCAGCAUUCAGAAUUUGAUAGUGGUCUUAAUGAAGAACAUAAACAGAAAGAUGAUAUGUUUUUCUCUAAUAAUAAGUAUGUAAAUAAAAAAGAUGUUGAAAAUGAAAGAAAUUAUACUAAAGCAUUCCAAAAAAACAAAUUUAAUAAACGAAACAGUGCAACAAAACAAUCAACCUUUUCCGAAUUCGACAGCGGCCUCGAAAUGGACACGAACGAAAGUACAGAAUACGACAGUUCUCCUCCGAGAAAUCAGAAGAAGAAAUUCAAAUAUUAAUUUCAUUACAAUGAAAUAUAUUUUUAUCUAUAGAAGAAAUGUUAUAAUAUAAGACAACACUGAGGUAUAAAUUUGUAUAUUAAAUGUUAUACAGAAUUUAAGAUUUUAGUGUGUGGAUGCCAAUGAAUAUUGUUUAAUAAAAAAAAAUAAAUGAAGACAGAGCAGUUUAUUUAAGAGAUAUUUUAUUAAUUAAUAAUUUAU
Centruroides sculpturatus (bark scorpion) is the source of this 2736-nucleotide messenger RNA. Its product is annotated as probable ATP-dependent RNA helicase DDX31. The transcript has 17 exons. The record is from RefSeq and is a predicted model, not a curated record. Gene Ontology annotation, biological process: ribosome biogenesis. Lineage: Eukaryota; Metazoa; Arthropoda; Arachnida; Scorpiones; Buthidae. Bases 178 to 2535 code for a protein of 785 amino acids. Gene Ontology annotation, cellular component: nucleus. Gene Ontology annotation, molecular function: ATP binding; nucleic acid binding; RNA helicase activity.